AUGAACUGCACCUCGUGGAACCAAAGCGUCAAUCAGAGCAUCUCCAACAACAGCGAUGCGUUUAACAAUAACGGUUAUGAGGAUGAAUACAGAAUCCUUGUUUUGAAAUAUGUGGAUGUGGUGGAUUGGAUCACUAUUUGUGUUGGGCUUCCUUUGACUCUGCUGACCAUAUUUGCUGUUUUAUCAAUGGUGAAAAAAGAUUAUGUUGCUCCAGUUUACAUCCUCAACCUUCUGAUCUCGGAUCUCAUCCAGCUCUGCAGCAGAAUUCCUCUGAUGUURCUUGAAGGUCCUAAUGUCUCCUUUCUUUAUGCUUUCCGGCUUGGCUUGAUAACCAGUGUUGGAUUCAUGAUGUGUGUUUCCCUGGAAAGGUAUCUGAUCGUCGCCAAGCCGCUGUGGUACAGAUCUAGAAAAGACAUCAAGACGUCUGUGUUGGUCUGCGUUGCAGUCUGGAUCCUUUCUGUGGUUUUUAUCUUGGUUGUUUAUCUUCCCCUGGAGCUAAAGACCAGUGGGAACAUCUUGGGUGUGUUUCUCCUCCUCCCUCUUCCCUUGCUCAUCUUCUGCCUGGUUGGGACCAUUAAAGUUCUGUCUGAAACUCGCAGUGUCUCUGCUGAUGAGAAACAUCGAAUCUUUUCAGUCCUGGUUGUGGUUUUGCUUACAUAUAUUCUACUUUUUCUGCCAGUUGUAUUAUGUUUAGUUUUUGAAGAAGUGNCGCCAAGCCGCUGUGCUGAUACGUCGGUUGUGAAUCAAAUAUCAGCUGAUGCCUGA
Messenger RNA from Poecilia reticulata (guppy), 765 nucleotides. The record is from RefSeq and is a predicted model, not a curated record. Lineage: Eukaryota; Metazoa; Chordata; Actinopteri; Cyprinodontiformes; Poeciliidae.